AACUUGGCUGUUUCAACAACUCUUAACAAUGAGGAUGGCUUACAGAGAAAAGAGACUUCAGACAAAACCUGUUUUAAUAAUAAGUUUUCUCCCCAACCUCCCUGUUUUGCUUAGCCCUUAAACGGAAGGACAUCAUGAACAAUGAAUAAAGAGCAAUGAAGAUUUUCUGCAAAUGGUGGUGGAGGAAAAUCUGACUUCUACUGAACAUCUGUGUGAUUGGCAAGUCAAAACACCAAUGCACUCCCCUCUUAGGAACAAUGGAGAAACCUACUAAGCAGCAGAUACACAAAAUUGAAUCCCAGGAGAGCUUCACAGAAGUAUAUGCAAUGGCAGAUUUUACUCUUCCACCAUUAAGACCAACAGCAAAGCCACCAUCAAUGUUCAGUGUGCAUCUCCCACCAGUGAAAACAUCAGCCAGACAAGCACCAGCACCCUUGUCGACCACAACUCCUUCUCAUCCAACUAGAGGUUCAAACAAGCAUGCCCCAUCUUCUUCCGCAAUGACAAAUCCUGUUUUUCUUCCUCCACUGCAUUCUGCAGGCAAGAAAAUGGGAGGAAAAUGCAAUGUGCUCCCUCCACUAAAUGCUGCAGUCAAACAAGCGGAAGCAACACAGGAAGCAUUUUGUUUGCAGAGCCCUCUUGAUAGAGCCCAAGCAGCAAAGAACAAAGGCAACAAAUACUUUAAAGCUGGGAAAUAUGAGCAAGCCAUUCAGUGCUAUACCGAAGCCAUCAGUUUAUGUCCGCCUGAGAAAAAUGCUGACCUUUCUACUUUUUAUCAGAACAGAGCUGCAGCAUAUGAGCAACUGCAAAAAUGGAAAGAGGUAGCACAAGACUGUACAAAGGCAGUUGAGCUAAAUCCCAGAUACAUAAAAGCCCUCUUCAGGCGUGCAAAGGCUCAUGAGAAGCUAGACAAUAAGAAAGAAUGUUUAGAAGAUGUCACUGCAGUGUGCAUUUUAGAAGGCUUUCAAAAUCAGCAAAGUAUGUUGCUAGCUGAUAAAGUUCUUAAACUUCUUGGGAAAGAAAAGGCCAAAGAAAAAUAUAAGAACAGAGAACCUCUGAUGCCUUCACCACAAUUUAUCAAAUCAUACUUCAGCUCUUUCACGGAUGACAUUAUAUCCCAACCACUUCUUAGGGGAGAGAAAUCUGAUGAAGAUAAAGAUAAAGAAGGAGAAGCCUCUGUCAUAAAAGAAAACUCUGGCUAUUUAAAGGCAAAGAAAUAUAUGGAAGAAGAAAACUAUGACAAAAUAAUUAGUGAGUGUACUAAAGAAAUUGAGGCUAAAGGAAAAUAUAUGGCAGAAGCUUUACUAUUAAGAGCUACGUUCUACCUGCUUAUUGGUAAUGCAAACGCUGCCAAACCUGAUCUGAAUCAGGUUAUUGGCAUGGAAGAUGCCAAUGUAAAGCUUCGUGCUAAUGCCCUCAUCAAGCGAGGCAGUAUGUAUAUGCAACAACAACAACCUCUGCUCUCUACUCAAGAUUUUAAUAUGGCUGCCGAUAUUGAUCCUCAGAAUGCAGAUGUUUACCAUCACAGAGGGCAGCUAAAAAUUCUGCUUGACCAAGUUGAAGACGCUGUAGAAGAUUUUGAUGAAUGUAUCCGUUUGCGGCCAGAUUCUGCCUUGGCACAAGCACAGAAAUGCUUUGCAUUGUAUCGUCAAGCCUAUACUGGAAAUAAUGCUUUACAAGUACAGUCGGCAAUGAAAGGCUUCGAAGAUGUUAUUAAAAAAUUCCCGAGGUGUGCUGAAGGCUAUGCACUAUAUGCCCAGGCAUUAACAGAUCAGCAGCAAUUUGGCAAAGCUGAUGAAAUGUACGAUAAAUGUAUUGAUCUUGAGCCAGAUAAUGCUACUACUUAUGUUCAUAAAGGUUUACUUCAACUUCAGUGGAAGCAGGAUUUAGAUAAAGGUUUGGAACUUAUAAGCAAAGCCAUUGAAAUUGAUAACAAAUGUGACUUUGCAUAUGAAACUAUGGGGACAAUUGAAGUGCAAAGAGGCAAUCUGGAUAAAGCCAUUGAAAUGUUCAAUAAAGCUAUUAACCUAGCCAAAUCUGAGAUGGAAAUGGCUCACCUCUACUCACUCUGUGAUGCUGCCUAUGCCCAGACAGAAGUUGCAAAGAAAUAUGGAUUGAAACCACCAACAUUGUAAAGAAAGAAUUGGAGGGAAAUGACCUUUUUAAAAGUAAAGCUGCCCCCUUCGACCUAGUCCUAAAGACACUGUUGCAGUGUGUUGAAUGGUGGAAGUUAAUCUGGGGUGGUUUUUGGGGGGUUGGGUUUUUUGUUUUUUUUGGUCCAUGGUGUUGUAAUUAUCUGUUAAAUGUUUAGGUGUUGCUGGAGUGGCUGUCCAUCAGAGUAAGCAGUUUGUUCCCCCUGCAGCAAAUAAUUGUUAGAGGGAGGUUAAAAGAGUUGCAAGGGGAUCAAAUAUUAUUUUGGCCAUGCAAAUAAAAACCGUUUUGACUCAUGUUUUGAGGGUGGAUGUUGUGAAUGACUGGCUCUAUCUACAGGAUGUUUUACUACUGCUUAUUAUGUUGAUUUUAAAAAUUAAUAGUGCUGUGUAAUUUUUUAUAUGCAAUGAAUCCCUCUGGCUUGAUUUUAUUUUUGCAAAGAACACAUUAUUUGCAAAGUUGUUGAAUAGUAGGGAUUUUUAAGGCAAUUGUGGGUGAAGCUAAAUCAUUUCAACAUAGUUAUCAUGUGCAGUUUUCUUUCUUCCCGUUUACAGUUUCUGCUUCAUUUAAUAGGACAGUGGCAGCUAUACAGAAACCGAAGUUCUCAAUCUGCUGUUCUAGUGCAUGGUUUAGAGAACUACUUCAAAGAUCUUUUGCAAUUUACUAACUACCAUUUAUCAGUAGCCCUUUGUCCCCAAAAGCAACUUUUCCUUUCCCUUGUCUUAAUUUGAAAGUCACUAGAAAAAGCCUAUUUGUUAAAACGUUUUUCAGGAGAGCAAAAUUGUCUCUGUUAAGGACACUGCCAACACUUGGACUCGUCAGGUUAGUAUGUGUGCUAGAAUUGUUGUAGAAAUAAGUAUCAGACCUUGUUGGGGUGAAGUUUAGUUGAAAGGGUCCAACUGAAUUGGAAACAGUAACUUAGGCUUCAAAAGAUGCUUUUGGGCUUAUGCUGCGGCACAAAGCAUCCAUCUGCAGUUUAGUUACUUUUUCAGCUCUAUUUUAAGAGCUGUUUCUAUUUGAGUACUUAGCAAAUUGCACAUACUGGGUUGGAUCCACACUUUGCUCCCAUCAGUAGAAACAUCUCCUGAAUGGGGUUUUGCCCAGAGGAUGCUACUGUUGGUGAAUUUCCUUCUCCUCUGGUACCACAUUCCACACUGUUCCAGAGAAUUAUGAGACCCUUUAGAAGAGUGGGAGAUGAUGCUAGAGGCUGCAGGGAGAUGAGGCAAUCUGCAAAAGUUGCCUCCCCGCACAAGUGAGAUCUCUAUUGGAUUGAAAACCUCCUGGGAAGUCUGGAUUCAAUCCACUGUUCUCAGUUGCCCUACUGUUCCUAGGAGCUACUGAAGCGAACCAGUAACUGUAAUAGUACUAUUUCAGAAUUACAAAAUUUAUUGUAUAGCACAUAUGUGUUAAGAUUGUAUUCUGAGGUCAGUUAAUUUUAGACUGCUUCCUAAACCACACAUUGUGAAAACUAGUUACACUACAUUUUGCUGAAAAGAGUUCAUUCUGUUAAUGUAAUAAAUCAAGAAGAAAAUUGACAAGAUUCAGUGAUAAUUUUAAUCUUUCCAUUAUGUUCAGUUUGGAAAGUCAGCUGCUUCCCAAAAAAUUUUUUUUUAGUUCUUGAGUUUUCUAUUGAAGUAUCCCUCUCAUCUGUAAAUUGUAUCAUGUAUUUCAAAAGGGUUUUUAUUUGCGUGGCUCUAUGUACACUGACACUUCUGUCUCUGGAAAACAAUUAAGAAUUAAGCAUGUGCUGUCUGAUACUAGCAUUCCAAAUCAUCACAGAUUGUUUCCUGUUUUCAGAUAUUUGAAACUGCACUGAGAAUUACAUUUGUUUGUUAUUUUUUUGUAAAUGACUUACACUUGUAAAGUCACCAAAUAAAUAUUACAUUCAAAUA
Molecule: messenger RNA, 4043 nt
Organism: Podarcis raffonei (Aeolian wall lizard)
Lineage: Eukaryota; Metazoa; Chordata; Lepidosauria; Squamata; Lacertidae
Gene: TOMM70
Product: translocase of outer mitochondrial membrane 70
Exons: 14
Coding region: 258-2135 (625 amino acids)
Molecular function (GO): protein binding
Source: RefSeq, a predicted model, not a curated record